Paramecium octaurelia is the source of this 1384-nucleotide messenger RNA. Lineage: Eukaryota; Ciliophora; Oligohymenophorea; Peniculida; Parameciidae. The record is from the annotation of a GenBank genome assembly.
AUGUUAUUAAUAAAAGUACAAUAUCGAAAUAUUGAAGAUUAUCGAGCUCUUGAUACAAUUGCAAAUUUAUUUAAAUUUGUGUAAUCUGAAAUGACUUUUGUGAGCUCUAAAAGUGAUUAAUGUCCAAUAAACUAAACUCAGAACUAUAGGAAAUCGAAUAUUUGCUAUAAUAUUUUCAACUAAUAGAGUGGAUAGGAGUUGAAUUAAAUACAAUAAAAACAUUUAUUCUACUAUUUGAAACAUUAGAGUUUGUUGUAGGAACUGUUGUUGCUUUUUGAUCCUGAAUAAUUUAUUAUUGGAAAUUGGUCCAUAGGGUACAGCAAGGAAUCUUAUUUUUCAGCCUACUAGGCUAUAGGUUAUUAUUCUACUUUUGAUAUUGCUACAAGGCCAUUUUAUAUAAAUCAUAUCAAAAAAGCUAAUUCAUCUCAGUAUAUUUUUAGUGAUGUGUUUUUUAACUUUGAAAAAGAAUAUAAAGUCACAAUUUCAAAAAACCUUACAACAGACGUAACAGAUGGAAUUGUAGCCACGUAAUUUGAAUUUAAAAUAAUUAAGAAGUUCUUUUAAGAAAAUUUCCUAAUUCUCAACUAAGAUGGACUAAUAUUGAUUGGAAAUGUAUAAAUGUAUUUUUAACCAAACAGAACUAAUGUUUAUUUUUUUAAUGAAAGUCUGACAGGUUUCAAUGAAUAUGAUUGGAACUCUGUAAAGAAUUACAUGGAUAACAAUAUUUUAGAUUCGAAUUGCACAACUACCAAUUCUUAAUAUUUAUGUAGAUACAAUAAAAUUACAGAGCUAAAUGUUAUGAUAUUUGGGAGAUUUUUGCGGUUUUCCAAUUUAAUAUUGAUUAUGUAAAAAAGUGUUUAUUUUAAGAUUAAAGAAUUUAGAGCAGGACAAAGAUCUAGAAAACCAGCUAAUUUGGAUAAGGGAUCAGAAGAACAAUCAAAUUGCAACAUUGCUGAUUAUUCAAUUAUCAGCUGCCUUUGGUACUAGUCUAAUUGCCAUUUUGAUUUUGAGAUACAUUUGUAGAUACAUGACGUAUCUAGAGAGAUUGGCAAAUUCACAUAUUCAAAAUAAGCCUGUUGACUUUCAGGUGUAUUCAUUUCUAAGAGAAAUAAGACAACACCAAAAAUCAAGCUCUACAAAUAUUACACUAAAUCUAUCGGAUUCCUAUUACAAAUUAAUCUCAUAAUUAACAGCAAGACCGUUUAUAAAGAAUGAGGAAUGCAAGAAUUUUGAAUCUUUUCAAUUUCCAUACUACAAAAAAAAGUUAAAUCUAUCCAAGUGUAAGAUUGAUACUUCACAAUUAAAUAAUAAGACCGAGAGAAUUAAAUCAAGUUACAAGGCUCUAAUAUUGAAUCUGUUAAGAUAAUCAUAUUAAACUUGUUGA